GGCGAACAGUUCUAAACAAGGUAGACAAACUGAAUCGCUCAGACUCGAGGCACAGGGGUGGUAACAGACGGAGAGGGACAGAAGUAGAGAGUGCAGGUUGCAGACAGCGUGAAUCGCUCAGAGAGACCAAGACGCAGUUGCAACAACAGACAGGGACAACGGGUAGGGAGUGCAGGAUACAGACAGUGUGAAUCACUUAGAGAGAACAACAGACAGAGAGGAACAGGGGUACAGACACAGAAAGAGUGAGAGGAACACCGAUAUUAGAAGACACAGAAGGCAAUUCAGGAGGGAGAGGCACUGGUAGAUAGAAAUAUAGGGAAGGAGAGAGAGAGAGAGAGAGAGAGAGAGAGAGUUUGCAUUGUACAGUUAGAGUGAUAGGAAUAAUACAGAGAAAUAGCCAGCAGACACAUUCCUGAGUGCUAUAUUCGGGAAAAUUAGGUGGCAUUCUAAAAGGGGAGCAAGGUUAGCCCAGCGCUCCUGCAGGCAAAGCAGAAGGAAAGGGCUACAUCGACACUGAGAUGGAGGCCACCCCUGUGAAAUGGUAAUCAGGACGAGUUGCCCGUUUCCUAGUGGAGCCAAUCUUAAAUCAGGAAACCUCCUCAGAGGAAAGAGGACUCCGUCGUCUGCUUGGAAAAGGACAAAGACUGGGGGAGAAAGGCAUGAGCAUGGCGGGUAGUAACCAGACCCAGGACUGCUACGGACUUCAGGACCUGUGCUGCAGCUACCUCAUGUGGGUUAUCUGUGGAGUCACUGUGGUUCUGCUACUGGUCUCGCUCUCCUGCAACAUUGUCUGCUACGCACAGAGUUACAGACGGGGUAACCCGAGCAAGUUCCUUCCUAACUUCCGGAGAAGCUUCAAGUCCGAAGAAGUUGAGGACAAUCCUGUAUAUGGGAACAUCAACUACCUUUACACAGGGAUGGAGAGAGGGAGUAUUCCACGGUCACUGGAAAAUGAGAGGGAACGCAAGCGACAGAUCUGCUACGCCAAACUCGAGCUCCCUGCGUCACGUGACCACAAGGGCCGGAAGCUGACCAAGACACAAUACACCGACAUCUUGAACAUACUGACGAGCAACCACAAGAAGCAGACGGUGAUGGAGGGGACCUUAGGGCCACGGAAGGAUAGCUCCCAAAGCAACAUCCUGUCUCCAACCUCGAACUGUGAACUCCUGGACCUCGGACCCUCUGACCUCUACGCUUCUGUGCGUCUGGGGAGGCGGGAGGACAAGGUCUGGGGGGAGGAGUAUGUCAACAAAGAGAGCCUCAAAAUCCAGUGAGGACGGACAGCGGAAUUGGGAACCUGCACUCGGGUGCUGCCUGAGCUGGCGAGUGUUUCCAACAUCUUCUGUUCGAUUUCCCCCACAGUGUGACGGAUGAUCCGCUUUCCUGAUGUUGGUUCAGGGAUAAGUGAUGGUCAUUAAGAUCGCCAGGGAGAGCUCACCCCUGUUCACCUUCCAGGGGUGGGCAGAUGAUCUUCUGCAUUGUACCCGAGAGAGGAGACGGAGCCAGAAAUUAGGAUGUGGCAGGACUGCCUCAACACCGUCCCUCCAAUACUGCCGCUCUCCCUUAUCUCCUCGCUUCCCGCUGUGUAGCUCUCCCUCACCGCCCCUCCCACAGUGAGGCACUCCCUCACCGCCCCUCCCACAGUGAGGCACUCCCUCACCGCCCCUCCCACAGAGGUACUCCCUCAGUACUGCCCCUCCCACAGUGUGAUGCUCCCUCACCAUCCCCCCCGCGGUAUGGCCCACCCUCACCGCUCCUCCUGCAGUGUGGCGCUCCCUCACCAUCCCCCCCGCGGUGUGGCGCUCCCUCACUGCCCCUCCCGCGGUGUGGUGCUCCCUCCUCACCGACCGCCACGGUGUGGCCCACCCUCAGUACCACCCCUCCCCCUCCUCCAGUGUGGCGCUUUCUCACUACUCCUCCCAGUGUGGCAC
Molecule: messenger RNA, 1937 nt
Organism: Pristis pectinata (smalltooth sawfish)
Lineage: Eukaryota; Metazoa; Chordata; Chondrichthyes; Rhinopristiformes; Pristidae
Product: signaling threshold-regulating transmembrane adapter 1-like
Exons: 7
Coding region: 663-1280 (205 amino acids)
Source: RefSeq, a predicted model, not a curated record